Molecule: messenger RNA, 2906 nt
Organism: Pygoscelis adeliae (Adelie penguin)
Lineage: Eukaryota; Metazoa; Chordata; Aves; Sphenisciformes; Spheniscidae
Gene: KANSL3
Product: KAT8 regulatory NSL complex subunit 3
Exons: 20
Coding region: 65-2488 (807 amino acids)
Biological process (GO): positive regulation of transcription by RNA polymerase II
Cellular component (GO): NSL complex
Source: RefSeq, a predicted model, not a curated record
CGACGUCGAGACGGUGACGCCCACACCCGUGCCGCUCUAUGACAACCAGAAGGCGCGCAGCGUGAUGAACGAGUGUGAGCGCCACGUGAUGUUCGCUCGCACGGAUGCUGACGCCCCUCCGCCGCCGGACGACUGGGAGGAACACAUCAACAGGACGGGUUGGACGAUGGCCCAGAACAAGCUGUUUAAUAAGAUUCACAAGGCGCUGCAGUCUGACAGGCUGGCUCGCUUGGCUAACGAAGGGGCUUGCAACGAGCCAGUCCUGAGGAGGAUAGCGGUGGACAAAUGUGCUCGGAGGGUCCGCCAGGCUCUGGCUAGUGUGAACUGGGACACCAAACUGAUCCAGUGGCUUCACACGACGUUAGUGGAAACCCUCAGUUUGCCAGUGCUGGCUGCCUACUUGGAUGCUCUGCAAACGCUUAAAGGAAAGAUCCCCACCCUGAUCGACAGGAUGCUGCUCUCCUCUACCGCCAAGACGGGGGCGGCAGGUGCCGAGGCUCUGUCUCUGCUGCUGAAGAGACCUUGGGACCCAGCAGUGGGUGUCUUGUCGCAUAAUAAACCAAGCAAAUUGCCUGGUUCCCCCCUCAUCCUGAUUGCUUCCUCUGGACCCUCCAACUCCAUGUUCCCCACUUCUCGGCGGCACCGAUUCUGGCAGUCGCAGCUUUCCUGCUUGGGAAAGGUCAUUCCCAUCGCCACCCACCUGUUGAACAACGGCAGACGGGUGGGAGUGUUGCAGUGUCUCGAACACAUGAUCGGGGCGGUGAGGGGCAAAGUGGCGGAGAUUCACAACCACUUCUCUCACAAGCCGAUCAUCCUGAUCGGGUGGAACACGGGUGCCUUGGUGGCCUGUCACGUUUCAGUGAUGGAGUAUGUCACUGCCGUUGUGUGCCUUGGAUUCCCGCUGCUCACCGUUGAUGGCCCCAGAGGGGAUGUUGACGACCCCCUCCUGGAGAUGAAGACCCCUGUCCUCUUUGUGAUCGGUCAGAAUUCCCUGCAGUGCAACAUCGAAGCGAUGGAAGAUUUCCGGGAGAAAAUACGAGCCGAUAACAGCAUGGUGGUGGUGGGAGGAGCAGAUGACAAUCUCAGGAUAAGCAAAGCCAAAAAGAAGUCGGAAGGCCUGACCCAGAGUAUGGUGGACAGGUGCAUCCAGGAUGAAAUAGCUGAUUUCUUGACCGGAGUCCUCACCCGAGCGGAGAGCCACUCGGGCUCUGAUCCCCGUGACCUGGAUGCUGAGAAGAAGAAGAAGCCGCGUGACUCGAGCAGGAGGGAUCUGUCAUUUGACUUGCCGGAAAGAACCAGCAGGCCCGCCUCGCCGGCAGCCCAAGUGCCCGCCGCGCCUUCGGGCUCGGAGGACUUAUCCAGCGUCUCCAGCAGCCCCACUUCAAGCCCCAAGACUAAAAUGGCUGCUGUGUCCUCCAUCCAGAAGCCCAGCCAGAUCGGCACCACGCAGCUGCUGAAGAGGCAGGUGCAGAGGACAGACACUGUCCUGACGCACAAGCAGGCACAAGCUCAGUUCGCUGCUUUUCUGAAACAAAACAUGCUGGUGAGGAAAGCUCUUCCUCCUGGCACCUCUUCAUGUCUCUUUGUUCCAGUCUCCUCAGAGCACUCGGAAGGGGCUGAGAAAGAUGAUGUGCGUACGCAGCUGAAGAGGCAUCAGACCCCCAGCCCGACCCAGUGCACCAAAUCCUCCAAACGAGCCAAAAUCAAGGUGACCAUUGUCUCUCACGGAGAUGCUGCUGGCGUGGGGAACGGAGCACCCCUCACCACCCAGGCAGAAAUUGUCGCUGGAAAGCCGGUCCCCAUGGCGGUUGGCCAGUCUGUGUCGGGCGCAAAGGAGCUGUCAGGACUUCUCACCACCCCCAAGCUGAGUUCGGCAGCAGAAACCUCCUCCGCGAGUCCUGCUCCGUCUGCUGUGAUCCCCAGCAGCACGGCGCCCAGCGCGUUCCACGCCCUGCAGAGCAGGCUGGUGGCCAGCAGCGCCCACUGCAUGCAGGCCCAGCCAGCCAGUACCCUCCAAGGAGCGGCAUCUGCCAGCAGCCUGCUGCAAGGGCUGAGCUUCAGCCUGCAGGACAUCGGGACCAAGUCAUCAGCCCUUCCUGCCAGCGUGGCUGCUGCCGGGCCACCUGUGCAGACCGCAGCUGUGAAGACGCCCGCAGCUAUCCAGAACCUGAGUGCCAUAACCACGGGCACCGGCACAAUUGUCCGCACCAUCCCGGUUGCCACCUCUUUGUCUCUGGGAGCCUCAGCGAGUGGGAAGCCCACGGCCAUUCACCAGCUGCUGACAAAUGGGGGACUGGCAAAGCUGGCCAGCAGUCUCCCUGGCUUGGCUCAGAUCUCCAACCAGGCAGCAGGCUUGAAGGCCCCAACGACCAUUACUGUGACGCUGCGUGGGCAGCCCAGCCGCGUGACCACGCUUAGCCAGGCUGCGAUGGGGACUGUCCAGCCCCAGCUCGAGGAACAGCCGAUGCAGACGCAGGCACCUCAGUGACCACCACCAGCCCCAUGAAGACGCUCUACGUCAUGUCGGACGCCAAGCUGUCUGCGCUUACCAAGUCUGUGAUGGGUGAGGCUACCUCUGUCCCCCUCAAACUGCCGGGCAUCCAGCCUUCCUCCUCCUCUUCCUCCUCGUCUGCCAGCUCUCCCACUGGCACCGUCACCUUCGCCACCUCCCCCCUGGCCAGCGCCCCUAGCCCUCCCGGCAGCCUGGUACACUCGAAGGUGGGACCUGUCCUGCAGACCGCUUCCAAGACCGUCAUCCUGACCUCGACGCUGGCCACGAUGAAGGGUGAUGGACCCCUGGGGCACAUCGGGGAGAAGGUCAGCCUGACCAAGAGCGCCGCGGCCCUCGGCCAUGCUCUGGGGGCAGUGGAGACCCUGGGGAGGGUUCCCUCCGUGGUGGAUGACGG